This is a messenger RNA of Mucor velutinosus, 1503 nucleotides long. RefSeq lists its product as uncharacterized. Bases 1 to 1503 code for a protein of 500 amino acids. The transcript has 2 exons. The record is from RefSeq and is a predicted model, not a curated record. Lineage: Eukaryota; Fungi; Mucoromycota; Mucoromycetes; Mucorales; Mucoraceae.
AUGACUGAUACGGAUGCUUUAGAACAGUAUAUAUACGCUACCUUUUCCACAAUCACAGACGAGCAAAGCAGACCAUUGGAUAUCACUGCAGCUCUUCCAUUGCUGAAGCAAGUUUUGACAGGCUACACACAGCAGAUUGCAGAGCACAAGUUCAAUUAUAUUGGAGAAUCAGCAGUACAAUUUGCCAUCCAUUUGAUUUUGGCUGACCACUACUCCAAGUAUGAGGAUCGUGUUUUAUCAGCAAUCGCAAAAAAGUUCACAGCGCCACUUCAGCUAUACAAGCUGAUUGGAAAGCAGAUCCACUUGAAAGAAUAUGUGAGACCUAUAUAUUUGAAAGAAACAUUGGAUAUGAUAUUUGGUAUUCUCUUUCGCUAUAACGGCAUCAUGGCGAUUCAAAAGCUUAUUCAAGAUGCCUUCAUAUGCCUCGUCAACCAUGAUCUCAAUAAUACAACCAGCCCAAAAAAGUUGCUCUCACCAUCCUCCUCCACAAAUCAAACAGUGAACCCAGUCAAGGCACUGUACGAGUUGGUUCAAGCCAACAGCGGCGCAAUAGAGACAGAAGCACACGAAAUAGACGACAAGAAGUGGCAGGUCAAGAUUGUUGCCAAACUCAAUGCAAGCUCCCUGCUGUUCUCUCAUGCGCGCACCAGCAGCAGCAAGCAAAAGGCCAAGACAGAGGCUUCGCGCGACAUUUUGAACUAUUUCACCAACAAUCCCGAUGUGUACCAGCAUCUUCAGAUCGCAGCGGAAGGAGCAAUCGAUAUCCAUGCAUUACCCAUCAGCGAAAGUGACUAUUGCCACUUGUUUGCUGAGAAUACCAACACCAGACCCGCUCUCGAGACAUCAUAUUGGAGUGGAAGCAGUGCCAAUUUAUCGCAAUCAAGCCAUGAAGAGGCCACCGUGUUGCUGGAAAACUUGUUUUUGGACGGUAAAAUGGAUGUAGACAUGGAUUCUCGACAAGUCAAGCGACAAAGGCAGAGUACACAUGGAUUGAGUGACAGUGCCAUUGUCAAGACAGAGACAUUGGAACACCAGCAGCCAUUGUCAUCACCAACACCAUCAUUACAACCUACGAACACAAUGGAGUCGAAUGUGACCUACAUCAACGAUGAAGAGACAUUCCAGCCAUUCAACCAACCUGCUGAAGCGCUCAUGGACGAAGCCACAGCAGUUCGCAAUGAAAAGAUUAUCAAACACUUUAGAAAGUUGUUCCAAGCACACAGACUUGUCUUGUUGCAAUGUAGAACCAAGCCUGGUCAAUCCAAGUCGAUAUUCCUUUCAUUCGUAGUUCAGCGCCAAGACGAGCUGCAGGUGAACAUCUCUAUUCAGCAAGGUGGCGACAGUCAUACCCCUCUCUUCCAUGCUGAAGUUGUGCUUCGUUCCAAGACAAAGGCAAAUGUGUUUCUCAAGACAGAGGGACAUGGACGAAGAAAGAAGGAUGCAGAACAACAGGCAUUCAAUAAGAUGAUUGAAAUAGUAACUAAUUGGAAUUCCAUAACCUGA